AUGGCUUCAGUUUCUCACUAUUUCUUGCUAGGUCUGAUCUUUUUGGAUUCAUAUGGAACUCAGCCAUCCUGUCUGCCAGGAUGUACCUGCUCAGAGGAGAAUUUUGGCAGGACUCUGCAGUGCAUGUCUAUCUCUUUGGGAAGGAUCCCAGAGAACCUUCCUCAAGAGUUCAAGCAAGUGAGAAUUGAGCAUUCAUCCUUAUUUGAACUGUCCCAAAGGUCUUUUGCCAGCAUGAGCACUGUAGAAUACCUUUGGCUCAAUUUUAAUGGUGUCACUGUGAUCCACCUAGGAGCCCUGGAGCACCUGUCAGAACUGAAUGAGCUGAGACUGGAAGGGAACAAACUUCAUUCAGUACAGUGGACCAUGUUCCAUGCCACCCCUCUCUUGAGAGUCUUGGAUCUCAAACACAACAGGAUUGAUGUACUCCCUGAGCUGGUUCUGCAGUUCUCGUUCAACCUGACCUACCUUGAUCUAUCUUCCAAUAUACUUACCGUUGUAUCCAAGAGUGUAUUCUUGAACUGGCCAGCCUACCAGAAACACCAGCACCCUGACUGUGGGGCCAAGAUUCUCUCUAGCAUAGUGCAGGCGCUGAACAAUAAUCCUUGGCUAUGUGACUGUCGCCUAAGGGGACUCUUUCAGCUUGUAAAGUCCAUCAGCUCCCCAGUCAUCCUGAUGAAUCCCUACCUGAUGUGCCGAGGCCCUCUCUCUAAGGUGGGGCAGUUUUUUCAUGAAACUGAGCUCAGUGCUUGCAUGAAGCCUCAGAUCUCAACCCCCACUACCACUCUCACCACCCAGGUGGGUCAGAAUGUAACACUGCAAUGCUUGGCACAGGCCAGUCCUUCACCAACCAUUACAUGGAGGUAUCCCCUGAGCAUGUGGAGGAACUUUGAUGGAUUGUUGGUAAGCAAACACCUAACACUGAUGUUGACCUCAUCCACUGCAGAAGAUGCUGUUCUGUCAGAGCUGGUCAUACCUGCUGCCCACUUAGUGGACAGGGGUAAUUACACCUGUGUGGCUUCCAACUCCAUCGGCAGGAGCACCAUUGUCAUCUCCCUCCACAUCCAGCCUGCAUCCCAUUCUCUUUCCAUCCCCUCACAGGUCAAUGUCUACAUCAACCUGCGGGUCAUCAAGCAGACUAUGUGCAGGGUCCUGCUGGAGUGGUUUACUGUGGGCAAUACCUCUGAAGAGAAGUGGGUCACCCUCUAUGUUGAAUCAGAUGUAUCCCUCAGGAAAGAGGUGGUUCACAUUGGGCCUGGAGUCAACACAUAUAUUAUGGAUGACCUCCUCCCAGGCACAAAAUACAAGGCAUGUGUCAGCCUAGGGGGACAGCCACAACACCAGGGCCAGUGUGCGGUCUUUGUGACAGGCUGGGACUGCAGUGAGCUGGACGAACAGGAGCGCUUCCUGUACAUCACGGUGGUCCUGUGUGCUGUGCUGCUAGCUGUGCUUGUGGGUGCCUAUGUCUGGGCAGCCCAGGUCCCCUGCAGCUGCAGGAAUUGGGGCUUGCUCUGCUGUCCUCAUCAUUGGAAAGCCCCCAGGACCCCCCAGCAGCCCCACAGCACAGAGAUCAUGCAGUGGCGUGUGAGGAUGGGACACUGA
Pteronotus mesoamericanus is the source of this 1599-nucleotide messenger RNA. RefSeq names its product leucine rich repeat, Ig-like and transmembrane domains 2 (gene LRIT2). The record is from RefSeq and is a predicted model, not a curated record. Lineage: Eukaryota; Metazoa; Chordata; Mammalia; Chiroptera; Mormoopidae. Gene Ontology annotation, molecular function: protein binding.